CACCGACAGAGCGACAGGAGGCUGCUCAGGGGAUGCAGGUCCCGCUUUCACGGGCUGCCCCCGCUCCGGCACAUCUGCCAAGAGCCUCAGGGACGGGUGGGAAGAGCCGCAGGAGGGAACUCCCCUGACCCGGGUGCGAGGCUGCGAUCAGCGUGUGCGUGUCCGUGUGUCCGUGUGUCCCUGCCCGCAGCGCUGCCGGGGCAGCGGGGCCGAGCGGGCUCCUUAUCCCGGGGCUGCGGCGGGGAGGAGCCAGCGCCGCUCCGAGCCGAGCGCCGGCAGCGCUCCCGCACCGCGCCGGGUCCCGCACCGCGCCCGCACCGGCACCGGCACCAGCGCCCGCUCCUGCUCCUGCUCCGCCUCUGAGCCCGCUCCGGUACCGCUCCAACCCGCUCCUGCUCCGACUCCUGCUCCGGCAUCAGCGCCGCUCCAGACCCUCCGCGGCACCGGCUCCGCUUCUGCUCCGGCACCGCUCCCGGCUCGUUCCCAGCCCGUUCCCAGCCCGGCCCGUUCCCGGAGCGGCCCCGCGGCUCCCGCAGCGCCGCCCCGGCUCUGCCCCGGCCCCGCCGUGCCGGCGGCAGGAAGGAGGAAGGGACACGGCAGGAGGGAGAGAGACCUGCUCGCACGAGGGAAAAUGAACAAGAUGAAAAACUUCAAGAGGAGGUUUUCACUCUCGGUUCCACGGACAGAGACCAUCGAGGAGUCACUGACAGAGUUCACAGAGCAGUUCAACCAGCUCAACAACCAGAGGAAUGAAGACCUGGCCCAAGGGCACCUGCAGCUGGGACAGCUGGGCAGGGAAUUCCGGGCCGACAGCAGCCCCCUCUCACCCUCAGAGGUGGAAGGGCAGUCCCCGGUGGCCGUGAGGUACCGCAGCAACAACCAGCGCCGCUUCUCCAUGGAGGACGUCAGCAAACGCCUCUCCCUGCCCAUGGACAUCCGCCUGCCCCCCGAGUUCCUGCAGAAGCUGCAGAUGGAGAGCCCGGAGUUCCCCAAGCCCCUCAGCAGGAUGUCCCGACGGGCUUCCCUGUCAGAUAUUGGGUUUGGGAAGCUGGAAACCUACGUUAAACUGGACAAACUGGGCGAGGGCACCUACGCCACCGUCUUCAAAGGACGCAGCAAACUGACAGAGAACCUGGUGGCCCUGAAGGAAAUCCGGCUGGAGCACGAGGAAGGGGCUCCUUGCACGGCCAUACGGGAAGUGUCGCUGCUGAAGAACCUGAAACACGCCAACAUCGUGACCCUGCACGACAUCAUCCACACCGAGCGCUCCCUCACCCUCGUCUUCGAGUACCUGGACAACGACCUCAAGCAGUACCUGGAUAACUGUGGGAACCUGAUGAGUGUGCACAAUGUGAAGAUCUUCAUGUUCCAGCUGCUGCGGGGUCUGGCUUAUUGCCACGGCAGGAAGAUCCUGCACCGAGACCUCAAACCUCAGAACCUGCUCAUCAACGAGAGGGGGGAGCUCAAACUGGCUGAUUUCGGACUCGCCAGGGCCAAGUCAGUCCCUACGAAAACGUAUUCCAACGAGGUGGUCACGCUGUGGUACCGACCCCCCGACGUCCUGCUGGGAUCCACGGAAUAUUCCACCCCCAUCGACAUGUGGGGCGUCGGGUGCAUCCACUACGAGAUGGUGACGGGGCGGCCCAUGUUCCCCGGCUCCACGGUGAAGGAGGAGCUGCACCUGAUCUUCAGGCUGCUGGGUACCCCCACAGAAGACACCUGGCCUGGGAUAACAUCCAACGAGGAGUUCAAGGCUUACAAUUUCACCCAGUACCGAGCCCAGCCCUUAAUAAAUCACGCCCCCAGGCUGGACUCAGAAGGCAUUGACCUGCUGACAAACCUCCUUCUGUACAGAGCCAAGGGCCGGAUCUCAGCAGAGGCAGCCCUGCAGCACCCCUACUUCAAGAGCCUGGGAGAAAGGGUGCACCUCCUGCCUGACAAUGCCUCCAUCUUCUCCCUGAAGGAGAUCCAGCUUCAAAAGGACCCUGGACACCGAGGCUCAGCCUUCCAGCAGUCAGCCCGAGGGAAGAACAGGAGGCAGAGUAUAUUUUAAACCUGGAUCUCAUGUUCCCCUCGUCACCAUGGAGAUCGAAGCACUGAGAAAGGAGACGGCAACGAGCUCCCACCCGACCUCCCCCCUCCCCGCAGGAUCCCCGCCUGGGGCAGGACAAUGCUGAAGUGCCCUCGGCCUCAGGGUGUCCCUGUCUGUCCCCAAAGCCCUGGAGCUGCCGUUGAUGGACCUGUGGCCUUGUUCCCCACUCUUGUUCUCGUGUUGUCCCCGUCAGACGUGAGCUGUCACCCCCCGGGGCAGGCGCUCCGGUGGGGACCUGCAGGACCACGAGCCUGUGCAAAUGCACCCUGGGGGUGAGCUGGGCACGGGGGAGGUUCUGUGAAGCACAGAAGGGUUUGGUGGCUCCAAAGCUGUGGUGUUUGGCCCAGACAGGUGUUUCUGAACGCGUACCUUUUGCUCAGACCACCUGCUCUGCACCCCCAGGUUCUUGGGGUGGAGGGGGGGGACACUUGGCAGCCACGUCACGAGUUUCAGGCAGGACCCAGCCUGGCACUGGGAGGCUGCCCCUGGAGCACAGAAAGCAGGGCAGCUCUCCCUUGUUGCCCUUGCUUCUGUCCUGCAGAGCCCCUUUUUUCCCUCUCCCCAUCUUUGGGCCCUGAAUCCUGACUGGGAUGGGGCAGCUGGAAGGGGAGGGCUCCCCGUCGCUUCCCCCCACAGCUCCCCCAUCCUUGCCAUCACCAUGUUCCCAAAUUCAGCCAUUGGGAGAGGGGUACCUGGGGUGCAGGUACCUGUGCAGAGGAGGGGCCAGGUGAGCUCUGGCUCUGUGCCCUCCAACCAGCCUUUCCCAGGCACCCACAGAGCACCCCUUUCCUCAUCCCCCACAGCCACGACCCUCUCUGACCCCACAAGUGGCAGGAUGGGGGUCCCAGACAGUGUCUCAGGAGCACAACUCCCCCCAUCCCAUCCCUGAGCCCCCACACCACCAGGCAGAGCCCGAGUCCCUCGGCAGCGAAGCGCUGCACCCACCCACCUCAUGCAUUUCUCCCCGGAGGGAGGGGGAGAGGUGCCAAACCUCCCACAGCUCAGCUGUGGGCACCAGAAAUAGAGCCCGAGAGAAGCAAACCAUCCCUCGAGCCUCCCUGCCUGCCCUCUGGGUGGGGACUGUCCCAGCCCGAGGCUCAGACGGAUGUGGGGACCGAGGUGUGAGGUGUGAGGUGUGAGUGUGCUGGGCAGGCUGGAGGCUGCCCUGGCUGUGUUUUCCCCUCCAUACACUUCAGGAAGGUGCCAAAUCCAUGCUGAGUGAAGGGGCCCUGCUGCACCUCUCCCCCACAGCCUGCAAGCAGCCUGGAACGCCUGCAAGUGUGUGAGCGUGGCCACAAGUCUCUGCUGUGCAUUAUUCCCAUCAUUUCCUUGGACAGCUGGUGCCCUCACCCACUGGUCCUACAGCCCGUGGGGGUGACCAGGAGACUCUGGACAUGGCCAGUGCUGUGAGUGUCACCUGGGCCUGGCCUGGCAGGGUGUGCUGGGGCGUUGGGGUGCCCUGCUCAGGGGGUGGUGGCAGCUCCCUGCGCUGCUGUUCCCCCGCCGAGCAGGGAGUGAUGAGGGCUGCCUUCUGCUUUGCUGUGCAUCAUUUCCCCUGUGAUCCUUGGAAAACACGCAGCAGGAGGAGAGGAGUGGGGACUCCAGAGAGGUCCCCAGAGCCCCUGGGAUGACUCCUCCCCGUGGCAGUGCUGGAUUUGCUCCCUGUGAGCUUCCCCACCCGAGCAAAGCUGUUAACUGGGGUCUGUCCUAGACAAGCAUCCAGACGUCUGCAUUGUUUGAGGUUUGCCCAUCCCUGCUCUGUUCCCUCUCGCCGUGUCCAGCUUCCAGCAGGCUGAAUAGCUCGUUAAUUGCUUCCAUUUGAUAGGGAAGAGCAUGAGCAGCCACCAGCCCCAGUGACGCAUUUCAGCCUCGUGUCAGGGCCGUGCUCUCCUGUCUCCACUCCCGGCUCCUGCUGCUGGGGCUGCUCCCGGGGGGCUCCACCGAGGGAGGGGAUGGCUGGAGCCAGUCUGGACUCUCACUCUGCCCUCCUUCCUUUCACGAGGGAAUUUCCUUGGCAUGGCAGGGAUCUGUGGGGCAGACUUGCACUUCCCGGGGCUCCCAUCAGGAAUGAGAAGCUCAGCAGGCAGGACAGCUCAGGGGUGCAGCAGCACCUUCAAGUCCCUGGGGGGAGCAGUGCUGGUGUUCCCAGGGGAACAGAGCCUGGACAAGCAGGAAUCCCCUUCACCCAGCCUUAGGAAGCCCGUUCAGGACACGUGUGACCAGCCCUUGUGCAUUUUCUUGCUUGGUGUUGCCAUCCCCAUGCACUUGAGGCAUAAACCUUCCUGGGCACUGGAUGCCCAGCUGAGCCAUCCCACAUUCCCACUGGGAGACAGAACACACGGGAUCAGGGUGGUCUCAGCUCUCCCUCCAUGAGGCAGAUAUUCCUGCUGAAGGUCAAAGUCACCUACAGGAACCUCUGGGGGAAAGACUUAGCAAUGGCCAGGAGGCAUUCCCAGGAUCAGAGGGCAAAGACAAAGGGCCUGGUGGCUCCUGUUUAUUCUUUUGCAGCCUUUGCCUUUCCUACAAAUCCUCCCUAGAGGAGACAUUUAUCAGCCCUGAGUGCCCCUAACAGCCCCAAUUUGAGAUAACCCCCUUUUGUUCCACUCAUUUAGUGGGUAUUUGACUCCCACCGAGGAGGGGAGAGGGUGUGUAAAUAUUUGGUGCCCCGCUGGGCAAGGUGAGCCCCGAGCCUCUGAUCUCCACAGGCUGGGAAGAAAAGGAGCUGCAGGUUGGCAGGGAUCAGAGCCUGGAGCCAAAUGCCCCUUUCUCCACCUCUGGAAUAGCAUUCCAGUCUCCGUGAGCUGGGUUUAUGAGGAGAUGGAUGCCCCCCUCCCCCUCCCCUGUGCCUGCUCCAGCAGCUCAUCCCUGGCAGGAUGAGCUUUCCCAGGUUUUGGAGCACCAGCCAAGCUCCCAAGUGGAUUUUUAAUGAAAAUUCUGGGCAUUUCUGUGGCUCUCCAGCGUUUUUUCCUCUUUUUAUGGAUUCUCCCAUGCACUGCUUUGUGGAGCAGCUGCUGCUCCUGGCAGAUGGGGAGCCCUGACAAAAGGAAACUGUUGCUUUGUCUUCCACACAUUUUAUGUCGAGUUUUUUUGUUGUUGGUGGUGGGUUUUUUAACCAGUUCUGGUGGGAGAUGGGAGUUUUGGCUGUGCCCUCAGGAAAGGCUGUGUUCUCUCAGCUCUUCAGCUCACGGCUGGGAAAAGGAAUAUACAAGUAAAGUGAUGUGUAAAGCCAGGUCUGUGUUUGGGACGACAACAGCACUUGGAGGCAGAGCUGUUUCAUCUCAUUUUCAUCUUCUCCAUUCCCACGUGCACCCGCCUUUCCUGGCCCAACCCUUUGCCAGAUCUAAGUUAAGAUUUUAAACAACAAAACUACAUUGUAUCUUGGAGACUAAGGACUAAAUAAAUGCCUUUUUUUUUUCCCCUCUCCCUUACACACGAGGGGAAAAAAAAAAACCAACCACUAAUUAAAGGGACAUUUUCCCAAGGUUCUCAAUGUUUUCUUUGGGGUUUUUUUCACCUGAUCUCGCCUGACAUCUGCCUGAUGGUGCUGCCCCAGCUGUGCUGCACAUCUGCCCUGUCUCUCUGUGCGCUCAGGUCUUGUUAAGAGCUGAUUUUGGAUGUCCCUGAGCCCCCCCUGCGAGCGAGGUCUGGGCACAAACACUUCUGAAAGCCACCUUCUGGCUUCUUCAUUGCCUUCCUCCAUCCUCAGCAUCGAGCUUGUCCUGCAGCAGGAAAAACGGAUGCAAGUGGCCAGGAUACACAAACUGUGAAUGUCCUCUGGUGUGAUUCAUUUGCAGAAGACCAGUAAUAUAUUUAUCUUGUGUUGUACAGGCGAAAGAUGCAUUUUAAAAGAAACGGUUUUAAAGAUUUAUUCCAAAAGGAGCGACGAUUUUUUUUUUUUUUUAAAUAGAAAGUGUUUCUGGGAUAAAUGGAAAGGCACAAAGGAAAAAAAAAAAAUAAAAGAUUGUAUCCAUCUACCAACCUGGUGUCUCCAUGUUUUAUAGGAAUAUUUCAAUUUUUGGUAUGUCAGGUGUGACAUGGACUAUUUUGUGGCUCAUUUUAUUGCUAAAAGGCUGAUAUUAAUUACAGUUGUGUCGUGAGCGCCCCAAAACCGAGACUGGACAAUAAACUUUAUGGAAUAUGG
This is a messenger RNA of Myiozetetes cayanensis, 6233 nucleotides long. It is a transcript of the gene CDK18, whose product is annotated as cyclin dependent kinase 18. Gene Ontology annotation, cellular component: cytoplasm; nucleus. NCBI's taxonomy places the organism in Eukaryota, Metazoa, Chordata, Aves, Passeriformes, Tyrannidae. Gene Ontology annotation, molecular function: protein kinase activity; ATP binding. The record is from RefSeq and is a predicted model, not a curated record. The transcript is spliced from 16 exons. Gene Ontology annotation, biological process: protein phosphorylation. The coding region runs from base 632 to 2053 and encodes 473 amino acids.